AUGCGGGACGAACCAAAGAAAAGCCGAGGCAUUCAGAAUGACGAUGAGGAGGGAAGUUUGAUGAUUCAAAACCUGGAACCCACCCUUCAGCGCAAAGAGGAGAAGGAGAAUGAAGCUUUCUUUAAAAAGGUGCAAGAAAUCCACGAGGGUCUGCAAAACCUCCGAAGUAAAGUGUCUGAACUUGAGAACAAACAGAAAACUGUUCUGGGCGUGGCGCUGCCAGAGGAGAGUAUGAAGAAAGAGCUCCAGACUCUUCGAGAGGAGAUCAAAACGUUGGCGGGUCACAUCCAAAAAAAACUGAAGGGUAUUGAAUCAAAGAAGGGAGAGGAGGAUGGAAAAUACGUAACCAUCAGCAUUCGGAUGCAGCGGACCCAGCACGGCGUCUUGUCCAAGGAGUUUGUGGAGCUGAUGGGUUACUGUAACACCAUCCAGGCCCAGUACAGAGACCGCAACGUGGAGAGAAUACAGCGGCAACUCAAAAUCACUGGGACCAAUGUGACCGACGAAGAGCUGGAUACGAUGCUCGAGAGCGGGCAGACGGAUGUUUUCACCCAAAACAUCCUGAUCGACGCUAAAGCCACGAAGCAGGCUCUGAACGAGAUCGAGUCCCGGCACGACGAGAUCCUGAAGUUGGAGAAGAGCAUCAAAGACCUGCAUGACAUGUUCCAGUACCUCGCCAUGGAGGUGGAGGCUCAGGGGGAGAUGGUUAACCAGAUUGAAAACAACAUCAAACUGUCUACAAACUACGUGGAGAAAGCGAAGGAGAACACGGAGAAAGCCGUCACGUAUCAGCAGAAAGCUCGCAAGAAAAAGAUCUGGAUCGCGAUCUGUUUGGCCAUCUUAAUUCUCAUCCUAGUCAUCUCAUUGGUCUCCACCUUCGGCCCCUAACAGUUGGCAGUGUGAGUUGGCUGUAAUUAGUUUGCCAGAAGCCACAUUCUGAACCCCCCCAUUGUUUUUCAUGUAUGUUCAGCCCACAGGACGUACGGGUGAAUGAAGUCAGUCAUCAUCCCUCUGCAUUAUUCUGUCUUCCUCUAACACACACACGUCUCUUCUAACUGGCUCUAUUUGUUGUUGUUGUUGUUGUAAAAGAAGAGAUGUGCUCUCUGUUGUCUUAACUCACAAAUGACUACAAUCUUGCCUCCAUUUCCACUUCCACUCAAGAGGUAGUGCUGCUGGUUUAUGGGAACCCCCCCUCCACCCAAUCCUCUAUCAGAUAGAAUGUGGUCUACAACAAAGACCAGGACCCUUUGUGAACUGUUACGUCACUGCCUCCCCCCCCCCCNCCCCCCCGAUAUAUUAAAAAGAGGAAAUGAGUGGCCUUGAGCUAAGCACAAUGCAGUAUUGAAACCCAACACUGGCGCUGAUCAUUACUGUACUCAGGAAAACUGUGUGUCGACUCUUUAGUGUUGUUUCUGGACGAAUCGGAGGUGUAAAGUAACGAUUGGGCUUCCUUUUUAUAGGCAUAUAUAGUAAAUAGACUAAUAUAAUUGUACAUAACCUCUGUUGCUGGUGAUUAAGGCUAUUAUGCAGAUGUUUUUUUUUUUUUUACUUGAGAAGUUAAACCUGUCUACAUGUAACAAUUGUAAAUAUUGUUUGUUUUUUGUUUUUUUGGUGUGAAGCCCCCCCGCCCUCUUCCUCCUUUUGUAUUUUACAGAAGUGUCUCUGCACUGCAGUAAAAAAGGCCCACUUUUAUUUGUCCUACCACUUUGUAUUUAUGAUUUGAACAGUGUUUAAGCUGCUGCGAGAAAAAGUUCUGCAACACGUAAUGAAAUUAUGUUUUCUUUCAAAAAAUGGUGCCUUUCUCCUUUUUGUCCACACAAACAGCUCGAGAACGUGACGUUGUGCACUAACAUUGUCAAGAAGGGAGUGAGUUUUUAUUGUUUAUAUAAAUGUUUGAAUCCACACUGCAGUGUUCCAGCUUUUAGUCUGACACAUAUACGCUCAUUACUUUUUAAUUUUUCUUCACCAGUUUGUCACAUUGUGCAACGUCUGUCUGUUUUGCUAGUUUUAGUAAUUUAAUGAGUUUUAAAGCUGCAGGGAAAUCCUGGAAUUGAACAGCAGCUGCUGCGCCGCCACAAUGUGACAAAUCUGUAAAGAAAAAUGAACCAAAACUGUUUAGACGCUGUCCGGUCCUCGUCUGCUUUUGGAAAAGUCCGACGGAGGGCGGAGCGGCGACUCUGCUACUGUGUGAUAUUACAGCUGUCUCUUUCUGCAUCACUCAUUUUAAUAUAGAUUUGUUUUUAAAAUAAAAUACUGUCACGUUCUAUUG
This is a messenger RNA of Morone saxatilis (striped sea-bass), 2269 nucleotides long. RefSeq names its product syntaxin 4 (gene stx4). NCBI's taxonomy places the organism in Eukaryota, Metazoa, Chordata, Actinopteri, Moronidae. Gene Ontology annotation, molecular function: SNAP receptor activity; SNARE binding. The record is from RefSeq and is a predicted model, not a curated record. Gene Ontology annotation, biological process: intracellular protein transport; vesicle fusion; exocytosis. Gene Ontology annotation, cellular component: SNARE complex; plasma membrane; endomembrane system.